GCUUUGGCAGCACAGUCCACCGUGGUCCGCAGUCUAGCUAGCCUGGUCGAUCAAUGAUCAAGCGAUCCAUCGCCGCAUCACACAACAAUGCCAUGUAGAUUUAGAUUGACUUGGCGGUAGGCUUCUUCUCGGCGUUUCCUCCUUUCACCAUCGAGAGGCUUCCCUGAGCUCAAAGCUACAAAGCCUGAGACUGAUAUGAGAAGAAAAAAAACUCGUGGUAUUCAAGUUAUCGUGUGGCCCUGACAGUAGAUCUACAAAAGGAUCCGGCCUUCUAGAGUGUCGACUCGAUGGCCGUAUAAUCACUUCAUUUGUCCUUUACGAGGCUUGAGUGAAUGAUCGCAACCGACAUGCAAAGUCAGCAAACGACUCGGGCUCCAUUUUUCAAGCCCCUUUCGCCUCCAUCGCUGAAUCCCGCAGUAUCCGACAGCACUCAGGAGAGACUUCUUCAAGAUAAGCAACGGGCCAGCAACCAAUCCUCACGGACGAAAGAUUUAUCAUGGGAUACCAUACAGAGUGCUUCACUUCACGCCCGGCUACAGCAGGAAGCAGAGAAAAUCCGUCGAUGGAAGCUGUCAACAGAACUGGAUCUGAAACAGCGGGAACGAAAGAUAACUGAAUGCCAGUCAACUAUUGAGCAGCAACGCAAGGCUCUUCUCGACUUGCAAUUGGAAACGGAAGAUCUGACGGUACGUCUCCAAAAUGAAGUAUCUAACCAGCAAGAAGUACAACACAAGAUUGAAACCACUAGAGAUAUGUGUACAGCUUUGAAAGACCAUGCAACCAAAGUUGAUACGAAUGUCCAGCAAGGUGAAACAGACCGCUCAGAACUGAAAUCUCGUCACCAGGCACAGGUUGAUAAGAUGCAAGAUCUGGUAACACAAUUCCAUCAGCUUGAGCUGCAAUGUACCGUCGAACAUGAGAACACAAUAAAACAACAUGAGGAAGAGAAGGCAAAUCUCACAGCAGCCAAGAACACCUUGCAGGCUCAGAUAGAGACAUUGAGGAAAGAGCAAGGUGCACUUCAAAUUUCUGCUGGUCAAUCGUCAGAGAAGAUAACUUUGCUUAGUCAGCAGCUGGAAGAGAUGGAAAGAGCAAAGCAGGCACUCGAGGAUGAGAAAGGUGCAAUAUGUGACAAGUUACGUCACUCUGAGAGUGUAUCAGAAUCUCAAUCAGUGCAGAUUGAAUCCCUGGCGGCACGACUUGAAGCUUCUCAGAAUAUGAUCCAGCAACUUACGGACCGUACACACUUACUCCAGAGUAACAUAGCAGAGUUGGAAAAAGAGCAAAAGUUACAACUGGAGCAGUCCUCCAGUGAGACACAGCGGCUUACGAAUGACUUGGAGAGUGCCCGCAAUGAGCUGUGUGAAAUCAAAUCUGAGCUGGAGAAAGAAGAGAAGAGGGCACUCCUUCUCCUUGGUGAUUUAGAGGCUGAGCAAAGAAAAGUCGACGGCUUACUGAGCGAAAAAGAUUCUAUUGAGAAGAUGAAUUCCUCUUUGCGAGAAGAGCUUUGCCAAGCUGCGGAGGAAAAGGAUACACUCGAGUCACAGUUGGAAAGCAUGCAAUCACAAAAAUCAGCUCUGGAAGAGACACUUGCUGCUGCUCAUAGCAACUAUUUGAGCUUGAAAGACAGCCUGGAGGGAGUUGAGACACACCUUGAAGCUGCUCAUAAGGAUCUUGCCACUUUGAAGGCGGACUGUGCUGCUCUGAGUGACAAGAACAUUGGCCUUCAAGAUGAAUUGGCUAUACAAAAGGGUGCACUUGCAAACAUGCACAGUGAUCUAGAGAAGGCUCGAACAUCUCAACGAGACCUUGGCGAUCAGCUGCACAGCACUGAAGGGGAACUGGAAACAUUGAAAACAAGCCAUGCUCAACUUUCCAUUGAAGUUGAUUCCUUAAAGGAGUGCAAAGAAACUUUGGAGAAGGAACACCAGAGCAUUUCCUCUGCAUUGGAUAGUGCAAAGUCUGAGAUAAAAAAUCAUGUUGAGACUGAAACAGAACAGAAGAAGAUGAUAUCUGAUAUGGAAGAGGAAUCCGCUCAGUUACGGGAAAAGAUUGAACAAACCCAGGAGAAUGCAUCUUCCGCCAGUGGAAAAGCUGGAGAAGCUCUUGAAAAGAAGCAGCAGCAGAUAAAGACCUUGAAGAAAGACCUCGCUGAAGAAGUGAAGAAAGUCAGAGCUUCUGAGAAGCAGGUGCGUGUACUGGAGACGCGAAAAGCUGACCUGGAACAGGAGACGAUUGAAAGAGAUGCCAAGAUCGAUGAGCUAAGUGAAACACUGAAAGGAAAGGAUGAAGUGCUGAAUGUUCUCAACAACAAGAUUACACAACUGGAGGAGCUUCAACAGCAAGCACAGGCAGCUGUGGAGAGUGAACGAGAAGCUCAGAUGCAAUAUGAACUGAAGAGCCAAGAACUGUGUGCAACUCUGGAAAAGUACCAGAUUGAGAAUCAGAAGAUAGUGGAAAGGAAGGAUAAGGAAGUGGAGGAUUUGAAGUUGCAUGUUCGCUCGGUGGAGAGCAAGCACAAAGAAGAACAACUCUUAGCGGCAAGGAAGGAUGACGAAAUCCAGCAACUUCAACAACAGCUCAAAGAACAGAAACUUGACCUGGAUACCAAAGUCAAGGAAAUGAGUGACAAACUGGAGAAAUUUGAAGGCAUGGAAAUGGAUAUCCAAGAGAAGUGUGCUGCCACGGGGAAGGAAAACACUCCUGCAACUAAUGCAUGCAAAGCAGGAGACCAAGAAAUGGAUAUGUCACCUCCAUACGACAGCCAGAUAUUCAAGAGUUUGCCGCGCACACCAAGGGCCAAUGCAUCCAAGAGCAAGACAUCAAGCUCAGCUCAAACUCCACGUUCUGCCAAGCCAUCUACACCUGCUGCCACAUCAACACCUGGUAUUCUCCGAACUGGUCCUUCAUCGCAAUACAAUAAACGCAAAGUAAUUUUUGCCGGUGACCAAGAAAGGAGUAAAUCACCAGACACGAGUGAGGACACACUUCAGGACACUGAUGCCCUUUUUCAGGCUGUGUGCAAGACUCCGGUUAUCCCUGCUAAAUCACCCAAGCUGUCAACAGCCCCCACUACCCCACGCUCCAACAUUAGACUUGCGCCGACAACUCCAACAAGACAGUCACCGGCAGCAAAGCAACCAAGACUAGCUGCUGCCAGGGCAGCUGUUCGGACCGAAAAGGAGCAGUUUGUGGAGCUGUUUCCCGAAAAAUCAAUACCACCUGUUACUUCUCGCGAGAAGAAGCGGGCAAAUUCCAUACAGUCGUCUCGUAGCAUGAAGAAGCUGAAGAUUAAGUCAUCAGACGGAGCAUCGAAAAAGCCCAAACCAGAUGAAACUAACUGGUUUGACACGGAUACUGUUUUCGGUUUCCGUCCUGAAGAAUGAAUAGUCCUGCUCUCAAACGUUCCUGUCCAUUCUUCUUCCUGGUUUGCUGUUGCUUGCCCUUGCCAACCUAGAAAGAUUACUUAGCCAGCAGAGCCUCAUUCAAUCCAUCCCUUUUUCAGGAGCCUGCCACACUAACAAAGUUUUAACCAGAGUUUACCCACAUAUCAUUUGGUGAGACAUGUGAUCUUUCAGUGUUUUAUCAGUGCUUUAUCUGGCAACUGUCCAUUUAGAAAGGUUGCCAACAUCAAUGAAACUAAUUCUAUUUUAGAUGGCAAUCCUAUUUGUAAUGAUCCAAUAGUAUAAUAAUUGAUCGCUGGCAGUUUAGAGUGUGUCUUGGGCACCCACUGAUAAGUAGCCCCUCUGCGUCCGGCUUCUUUUUCUUUCAUGCCAGAUCACACUCCUGGCUUGCAAGCAUUUCUUGUGUUUUAGACAGCAAGCACCAGGAUAGGAUUAUUCAUUAAGUUCACCAGUAAAACUCACCCCUGAAAAGGUACAAAAGGUACACUUGUUCCUUGUUGGUCUACCUUACUUCUCCCUUCUCCAUUCAUUCAUGAUGGUUUGCCCGAAGGUCAAGAGUACAUAUACAUACUGGUAACCAUGCUAACCAAGAGUUUGCAGCUCGGCGAUUUACAGCUGAACUUUUUUUAUGACAUCAGUCUUUCCCGGCCCUUAAGGCCUUUGGCUC
This is a messenger RNA of Sycon ciliatum, 4071 nucleotides long. RefSeq names its product synaptonemal complex protein 1-like. Gene Ontology annotation, biological process: chiasma assembly; synaptonemal complex assembly; lateral element assembly. Gene Ontology annotation, molecular function: double-stranded DNA binding. The record is from RefSeq and is a predicted model, not a curated record. The transcript has 32 exons. Bases 333 to 3386 code for a protein of 1017 amino acids. Gene Ontology annotation, cellular component: synaptonemal complex; central element; male germ cell nucleus. NCBI's taxonomy places the organism in Eukaryota, Metazoa, Porifera, Calcarea, Leucosolenida, Sycettidae.